Messenger RNA from Synchiropus splendidus (mandarinfish), 3380 nucleotides. It is a transcript of the gene ikzf5, whose product is annotated as IKAROS family zinc finger 5. Lineage: Eukaryota; Metazoa; Chordata; Actinopteri; Syngnathiformes; Callionymidae. The record is from RefSeq and is a predicted model, not a curated record. The transcript has 4 exons. Gene Ontology annotation, molecular function: DNA-binding transcription factor activity; RNA polymerase II cis-regulatory region sequence-specific DNA binding. The coding region runs from base 371 to 1630 and encodes 419 amino acids. Gene Ontology annotation, biological process: regulation of transcription by RNA polymerase II.
UUCACCUCUUCAUACAGGUUUAUUGUUUUGGUCCAGCCGUUUCUCUUUUCACCCGAAUCGCGUCGCGGACGUUUGGGAAACCGUUGACUGUCGUUUUUCGUGGGCGCUGACAGACGAUGUCGAAUAGAAGACCCUCGUCACCGGGACGACAGCGUGUCUGCUGACGGAAAUCGUGUUCCCCUCCGCAGCUACUGUUUGCUCGCAGGCUAACGCUCGUCUCUGCAACAACAACAGCAGUAGUCGCGACAACACAACGGGAUGUUUACCCUGUCUGGAAAUCUCUGAAGCUUGGUUGCUGAGAAAAUAGAACUGGUUACCGCUAACCAGCUCACGACAUUUUCUGCGAGCUUUGGUCCUUCACAUUCUCCUGAUGGGUGAAGAGAAGCCAGACACGCUGGACUUUGUCAAGGACUUCCAGGAGUAUCUGAGCCAGCAGACUCAGCAUGUCAACAUGAUCUCAGGCUCCGUCAGUGGUGUGAAAGAAACAGAUGAAAUUCCUCCAGACUGCAGCCACAAUGGACUGGAUCAUCCACCCGUGGACAUGUCGCUGGAGGACAGCUCAGGAAUUCUGGUGGACGGUUUCGAGCGAACGUACGACGGCAAGCUCAAGUGUCGGUACUGCAACUACGCCACCAGAGGCACCGCGCGACUCAUCGAGCACAUCCGCAUCCACACAGGGGAAAAGCCUCACCGCUGCCACCUCUGUCCGUUUGCCUCGGCCUAUGAGCGCCACCUGGAGGCCCACAUGAGGUCGCACACAGGGGAGAAGCCGUACAAGUGUGAGCUCUGCUCCUUCCGCUGCAGCGACCGCAGCAACCUGUCGCACCAUCGCCGCAGACGCCACAAACUACUCCCGAUGAAAGGCGCACGCUCCCUGUCCCACAAGAAGAUGCUGAGUGCCCUGCAGAAAAAGGCGAGCUCGCUGGGCUUCGGCCGCCGCCUCCUCAUCAACUACAACACGCCCUCCCUGGUGGUGCACAAGCCUGAUGGGGUCAGCGGCAGCUACUCUCAUGAGCUCCCGCACCUGAAUCAGGAGAGCUACGAGAACCAGAGUCAGGGGAGCGAGGAGGGUCUCAGCAUAAGUCAGAAUCACCAGGACGUGGUCAUGGACAACCCCCUGAACCAGCUGUCUACGCUGGCAGGACAGUUGGCCAGCCUUCCCUCAGAGUCCCAGACCCAGACUCAGCCUCCGCUGUCUCCAGGCGCAGAGUCCAUCGUGGACGAGAAACCCUUCCUCAUCCAGCAGCCUUACCCCGCCACAGCCCCCGUCGCGGUCCCACCCAACAUGGCCCACCCGUCCUCUUCUUCACCGGUGCCCCCAGAGCCACGACCCCCUCCACACAGUAACUGCAGCCCAGGCGGGGGACCUUGUAGUGACCGCACCAGCACCCCCAGCAUCUCCAACAGCCAGCCUAGCACGCCCGUCCCCGGCAUGUCCGCCCCCAACCUGGACCCACAGGUGCUGCAGCAGUGUCAGCACUGCGACAUCUACUUCUCCGACAACAUCUUGUAUACCAUCCACAUGGGCUGCCACGGCUACGAGAACCCGUUCCAGUGCAACAUCUGCGGCCACAAGUGCAAGAGCAAGUACGACUUCGCCUGCCACUUUGCUCGCGGGCAGCACAAGUGAAACGGCGAGCUGGAGGACAGACAGCUGUGCUUUCAUUAACUCCAAAAUAGAUCUAUUUAUUGGUCCGUCGCUGGGCCACGAUGUAGCUUAGACGUUCAGGAAUAACUCCGCCCAUCAGGUGAUUCCGUGUGACUAAUUGUUGUCUGUGCAAUUGUUCGGUGACCAGUGUUUCUUCUCACCUGGGGGAGACGUGUGAGUAGAUGGUUCUAAUCUUCAUCACUGAGUCAGAAAUCUGCGGUUACAUGAACAGCAAUAGUCGUGUUUCAUGUUUUUAAUUCACUUUCUGAAAGAAUUCAUUCCAUCCGUGAGAUGAGUUUUUUGUGAUUCCAUUAACAAGCUGACGUGACCAAACACAGGUAACAAAUUUAGACAAGUAUUGCUGCCUCAAGUUUUGACCUGCAGCGUCACGCUUACAAAUGUUGAAAACAUUUCUCACCUUCCACUGCAUCAGAUCAUGUUGAAGCAGAACUAGAUUUUACUCUUCUUCCUGUUGUUUUAAUGCAAAUGAACAGUGAGCUGAAAGUAUUACUUAAGAUGAGGUUUGGAGCCUCGCCUGGCACCUCGCAAGCAAAUGGCAACUCACCUUCACCCUGGCUCCUCCUGUGUGGGAACUGUUGUGACAACAUGGAUCUGUCAAAUACUUCAUUUCAGUUUGUCGAGCAGCGUACAAUACUGCCGUGCCACUAAGUAGACACUAAAUGUAAAACUGCCUCAAAGCCUCCACCCUUGAUGUUUUAGCUUAAGAGAGGAAAGAUGUUUUUUUUUAAAGGCGAAGUUAACUUUGCAGUGCCUGGACUUGUCUCUGCCUCACCAUGGUCGACGGGUUUGCACGACUUUGAAUAACCAUGUUAGCAGAUUAUGUCGGGAUACAGGACACACUGGGCUGAAGCGUGACUGACGACAACAGUUGACUGUUUUGUUGUGUCCCUGAGUGGUUUUUUGUGUAUCAUGAAUGUGCAUCAGACCUGUAUUGCUAUACUUGUGGGGACCAAUUCUUUUAAAACUUCAUAAUAACUACGUCAUUAUAACUGAGUUUAAGUUUGGUUCCGCUGGGGGGAAGCAUUGUGUCAAUGAGUGGUCACCACAAAGAUAUGAAUACAAACGUGUGUGUUUGUGUGAGAGAGAGCGUCAUUGUGUGUUAGUCAAGCCUGCAUGUUGCUGUCAAGGUCACCCAAGCUAACAGAGUUCACAGUGUUGUCACAGACAUGACCUACUUUUUUGGGUGAGCGGUCUGGAGAGACAGUCACACCCCUCACUCUCACCAUUGCUGCUGUGAUUCACCGCUUGAGAGUGCCCUCACACACUCCCCCGUUGCUUUAGCCAGCAUCUCGCUGCACACCCUGUUCACAUGUCGAAGAGAUUUGAAGUGUCUUUGCUCAGUGGACCGUUUUAAAAGUAGCACACCUGAUGCCAAAUUCAAGCCUUUGUCAACCUGAGAUUGUUUUUCGAAAUAUGAACUUGUAUUCAAGGUGUUGACUUUGAUGUUCUGUGUCAAAAAGGAAAAUAUAAGUUAUUCAAUUGUGAAUCUAAUUUUAAAGAUUGUCAUUUGUUGCCUGUUGCUCAGCAACUCCUGUACAGAGCCUAGUGUUAGGACCACCUACUCGCCACCAUGCUUGUCAAGUUCAGUAAUGGCCGCCUUAUUCAGUGUCGUAGGUUCUUCUGGAAUGUUCAAGGCAAUCGCUCCUCAUCCGUCCGGAUGAGCAAAUGUUUGUGAGAUGAAUUUCUUGAACUGAUUUAUAAAGUGUUUUCU